AUGAAAGACCAUAAAGAUCACGUAGUGGUGAUCAGCUACGGACCACCACAACAAGGUUCAGUAACGGCGUCGCCUAUCUCUCAUCAGACGCCGUCAGUUCUAACGCCGUCACCGUUUGCUUAUUCCGUCACGACGUCAACGUCAAGAUUCAGCUCACGGCGACCGUCGGUACAUGUUACUGGUUUGGUUCUCCGGUUUAUAAGUUUGGUUAUGUGUUUCGGCUCUGCUCUUUCGUUGGCAGUGAAUGUUCAUCGGACUUCACAGAGUCAGAGACAACGGAGACCAAGCUCCUCGAGUUUUGCUUCAUAUCCUGAACUAUUGUAA
Arabis nemorensis is the source of this 324-nucleotide messenger RNA. The record is from the annotation of a GenBank genome assembly. NCBI's taxonomy places the organism in Eukaryota, Viridiplantae, Streptophyta, Magnoliopsida, Brassicales, Brassicaceae.